GGUUGCGAAGGUAGUGGUCGUGGUUAUUUGCUGCUGGAAGACGCAAGUGCUUCCUUCACGCUUCCCUGCGUUUACAUUUAGUGAAAGAAAUUCGGAAUAUAAAUCUGUGAAACUCGCCUUUUUGUAGCUAUGUUAGUUUUAAAAAUAUAGUACCGCAGCCUAGUUUGAACGGUGAUCCUAAUCCGUCAUCUUUAAACCUAACAGGGACACCACAUUACAAUGCCAUCCCCAAUGGAGGGUUCUUCCAGAGAAGGUGACCUGUUUACUGUGAAACAUGAGCUGAAAAAUGCCAACCUGACGGGUUACGUCGAGAGGGUAGGCAUUGAAAACUUCGAGCUGCUAAAGGUGUUGGGGACAGGAGCAUAUGGCAAGGUGUUCCUGGUGAGGAAAAUCAGCGGCCACAACGCGGGGAAGCUGUACGCCAUGAAGGUUUUGAAGAAGGCCACCAUCGUGCAGAAGGCAAAGACCGCGGAGCACACACGGACCGAGCGCCAAGUGCUGGAGCACAUCCGCCAGUCUCCGUUCCUCGUAACGCUUCACUACGCCUUCCAGACUGACACCAAGCUGCACCUAAUUCUUGAUUAUGUCAACGGCGGAGAACUCUUCACACACUUGGUGCAGAGGGUUCGCUUUAAGGAACAGGAAGUGGCCCUUUAUAGUGGAGAAAUAGUUUUGGCACUUGAACAUCUACACAAGCUUGGAAUUGUUUACCGGGACCUAAAACUCGAGAAUAUUUUACUGGAUUCAAACGGUCACAUCGUUCUCACAGACUUUGGCAUGAGUAAAGAGUUUGAUCAGGUGGAAAGGGCCUUUUCUGUCUGCGGCACUGUUGAAUAUAUGGCCCCAGAAAUAAUCGAAGGGGGAGAAUCUGGACACGACAAGGCAGUGGACUGGUGGAGCCUCGGCGUGCUGAUGUACGAGCUUUUGACCGGUGGAUCGCCUUUCACCGUAGAUGGAGACGAGAACUCACACACAGAUAUAGCCAAGAGAAUUUGCAAAAAGGAUCCUCCUUUCCCCAAAGACAUGGGACCCCUGGCCAAAGACCUAAUCAAGCGACUCCUCCUCAGAGAUCCAAAGCAGCGAUUAGGCUCCGGUCCUAACGGGGCUGAGAACGUGAAGAAUCACCCUUUUUAUCAGAAAAUCAACUGGGAGGAGCUAGCAGCUAAGAAGGUGCCUGCGCCGUUCAAGCCGGUGAUUCGAGAUGAGCUCGAUGUCAGCAACUUCGCCGAGGAGUUCACAGAGAUGGACCCGACCUACUCCCCCGCAGCUUUGCCUCAGAACUGUGAUCGCAUCUUCCAGGGAUACUCUUUCAUGGCCCCCUCCAUCCUGUUCAAGAGGAACGUGGUGAUGGAUGACCCGGUCCAGCUGUGUGGGGAUUCUGAGAGGCCCGGUUCUGCUGCGGUGGCCCGCAGCGCCAUGAUGAAGGACUCGCCGUUCUACAGCAGCUACGAGAUGGACCUGAAGGACGGAGCUUUGGGAGAGGGCAGCUUCUCCAUCUGCAGACGCUGCACACACAGGAAGUCUGGACAGGCGUUUGCCGUCAAGAUCGUCAGCAAGAGGAUGGAGGCACAGACUCAGCGGGAAAUUGCAGCGUUGAAGCUCUGCGAUGGCCAUCCUAACAUUGUGAAGCUGCAUGAAAUUUACCAUGACCAGCUCCACACAUACCUGGUCCUGGAGCUGCUGGGCGGAGGAGAGUUGCUGGAGAGAAUCCGCAGAGAGCAGCACUUCAGUGAGACAGAGGCAAGCCGCAUCAUGCGAAAACUUGUUUCUGCUGUCAGCCACAUGCAUGACGUAGGAGUGGUGCACAGGGACCUGAAGCCAGAGAACCUGCUCUUCACAGACGAGAGUGAGAACUCCGAGAUAAAAAUCAUAGACUUUGGGUUUGCCCGUCUGAAACCCCCAGACAAUCAGCUGCUGAAGACUCCCUGCUUCACUCUGCAAUACGCUGCCCCAGAAAUCCUCAAAUAUGAUGGCUAUGAUGAGUCCUGUGACCUGUGGAGCCUGGGGGUCAUUCUGUACACCAUGCUGUCUGGGCAGGUGCCUUUCCAGUGUCAGGAGAAGAGCCUGACCCACACCAGCGCCGAGGACAUCAUGAAAAAAAUUAAACAUGGAGAUUUCUCUUUUGAAGGAGAGGCCUGGAGGAAUGUCUCCCAGCAGGCUAAAGAGUUGAUACAAGAGCUGCUGACGGUGGAUCCAAACAAGAGGAUUAAGAUGUGCGGUCUCCGUUACAACGCCUGGCUCCAGGACGACAGCCAACUUUCCUCCAACCCACUCAUGACCCCGGACAUUCUGGGCUCCUCCACUGCCUCCGUGCACACUUGCGUCAAAGCCACCUUUAAUGCGUUUAACAAAUGUAAGCGAGAAGGUUUCCGCCUCCAAACGGUGGACAAGGCGCCGCUGGCCAAAAGGAGGAAGAUGAAAAAGACCAGCACCAGCACAGAGACCCGCAGCAGCUCUAGUGAGAGCACCCAUUCCUCGUCCUCGUCUUCCCAGUCUCAGGAGAAGACUUCUCCAGAGGGCGACGCCAACCCGCAGCCCUCCAGCAGCCCUCCUGUCAACACGCCGGUGUCCGUGGAGACGGACUCUGGGGACCGGUCAGCACCUCCCGCCUUUCAGCUUUAAGAAAAACAACGAGAGAGAAUGAGGAAUACCCAGAUUCAGUUUUGUGAAUCGUAGCUCCGACCGUCCUCUUUGUCUCCGCCCCACUCGCCCGGCCACACAAACGUCCGCUCGUCUCCGAUACCCAGCAUGCAGCAGGAGCAGCAGCUGUCGCCUCCGUAUCAAUCAAUAAUCCUCAUUAGCAAUAGCUUCUCUUUUCUUUUCCUCUGACUUUCACACUGAAUGAGUCAGGAAGCGGACCAGGAGGGGAUGUAAGUGUUCUGCAAAGGGCUGCCCCACCGUCCCUGCUCCAGACGGUCUCUGUCCGCCUGCUGUUGACUUGUUUUUGUCUCGUCUUCGGGGACUUUAAAGGGAAAGCUGCAGUAUUUGAAUCAUGAAUGUUUGUGUUUUUCAUCAAAGAGAAAGAAGACAUGGAGCGAAACGUGGGUUUGUUUCUCUUUUCAGAGGAGCAGUUUAUUUAUGACUUUUAGAGACAGAUUUAUUCAUGAUAAGCUAUUUUAUAACUUAUUUAUGGUUCCACACGGUCAGCAGGGAACUGACAGAUACAGUAAGUGUUAGUCAUAUCUGUCUAUGUUGAUCAAUGCAGCUAUCAGACACAAUUAGAGACUUUUAGCAACAUGUGAGGGUUACUUAAAAACGUGCAAACUGAAGUGCAUUUAGAUUAAAGAAGAAAGCAGCCAAACAUGGAGGAGGGUGCUCUGCCAAAUCCCGGCUUUUUGUUGUUUUGAGAAUCCUGAAUCCUGCCGGAGCGCGACCCGGAGAGCAGAUCUAUAUUUAGACUCCUUGUUGUGUCUGAUAUGCACUUGAAAAUUUAGCAUGGCUACGCCUCUACGUGGUCCAAUCCCCACGCUGGCGUUUAACGCAGCGGCGGGUUCGCUUUGUGUUGUGAUCAUGUCGCUACUGCUGCAGCCAAUCGGAUUAGUCCCAGAUGGGAAGUCCGGAUCAGCCCGGUGGAAGGAGAAGUUGCGAUUGAGGACGCCGGUGGGCAGUUUCAAGUGGCGUCUGGUUUAGAAAGAAUGAAAUGCAAUUAUUCAGGAAAGGCUGACUUCUGUUUUUUUUUUUUGUGCCAAACUUGCUACUGAACCCAUGAAGGGUUGGUUGGGUUUGCUGUAACGAGUUGCCAUGGCGAUACUUUAGGACCAUGCAUUAAGCUGUCCCUUGUGUCCUAAAACUCUAUUAGCGACGUUUUAAAGCCAAACCUGAAGCUCCGCCUCCCCUUUGAUGCGGUUGUAGCUUUGUUUACCUCGUGGUGACUCGGCCACAGCUCGCACUUUCCAGCAGAUUUCUGGUUAACUUAGACUUUAGAGCAUGACGAUGUAAAGUAAAACACCUUCCUCCUCUUGUGUGUGUUUAUGAGCUUUAAGGUAGGUUCCUACUGGAUUAAAUGUGAGUUUGUUCUCUUGCACAUGUCAAGUCCCUGAUGAGAUUUGGGACUUUUAGAUUUUAUCCAUGGACCAAAAGCCCUUUUUCUAACCAGUGUUUAAAUACUCAUGUUGUUUUUUUUUCAUACUACAGUCAAAAUUCUGAAUUACGUUGAUAUGUACAGCGGAACUUGUAAUCAAAAUGUGAACUUGUUCAGCCAGAUUAUAGAUUAUUAGCUGGAUUACUGUGUGCAUUUAAGCCCAGUCCCUCAUCCUCUUCCAUUUUGAUGCACUCCAAAUCCAAACCAAAGCAUUCACCUUAAGGUAGCUGCUUUAAAGCUGCAUGGGAUGUUUCCUUUCAUGCAGAUAUGCAAAGAAAUGCUUUGUUUUUGUCUGUUUGGUAUCAACAUCGGAUCACUUUGAGAGGUUUUCUCUUUUCCUGGGACUUGUUAUCCCUAUCCAGCGCAUUAUCAUGCCUAAAACUAUGCAUCUCUUCAUGUUUGCAGUUCAAAAAGAAGCUUAAAUGGGUUCAUACACAGAGCUUAAAAGGCGUAAUACAAUGUACAUACGCUGUGCUUUUACUCUCUCUGCACCGGCCAUAAAAGAAAAAGCUAAGUGGGAUCUGUUGCCCCCACAUAAAAGAUGGAAUCCUUGGAACGAAACACUACACAGCUCUUGUCCAACUUGGUUCGCAUGAGUUCCCUGUUGCUGCCUCAUUAAGCCUCGGCUUUUGUUUGGGUGUAUUAAUAGCUCAAGUGGAGGAAGAGGAAGAGUGUUCUAUAUUGAGCUCUCCUCUGGGAGCUAUGCUCUAUUAACUGAUGUGCUGCGCUGCUGUUUGUUCCGAAGAAAAUACCGUCCUCCACUCAGAGUCUCUGUGGGACCAGGCUCGCUGUCUUUGUAGGGAACAGAGCAGCGCACGACGGCAAAGGCACGGUUUAGUUCCAGCGCCUCCCGGGGCCGAUUCUUGUUUUAUUAGCUUGACAAAGAGGGAGGCAGGUUUUGAUUUGUUUUCUACGAUUCCCGUUUCCUUGCCUCGUGCUUCACUGUUCGGAUCAUCACAACUAAUGAGUCCUGGUGUGGUUUGGACACAUUCAUUAGACUGUUUUAGUAGUUUCGAGAGUUCUGAUGUAAGUUUUAGCAUCAGAGCUAAUAGCAGUUUGUUUCUGUGUGCUUUUGUACCAAUAAUAAUAAUAAUAAUAAUAAUAUGCUUUGGGUUAUUGCACGGCUUCUCGUUCUUGGGUGCUUAAGGGACACAUUUUCUGGUUGUCUUUAUUUAGGAUAAACACUCUGAGCUGACCCUUUAAUGAAACGAUUCUCCAACCUGGAGUACUGGACCCUAUGGGUACUUGGAGCGACUGUGAAGGAGCACAGUUAUUUCCGCCUCAGGAAAAAGAAGGAAAGAAAAGCUGGAAUGAGGCUGAUUUUACUCGUGUUUAUUGUCCCAGUUUAUAAUGAUUGGUUGAAAAAGGUCACAGUUUCCAUCAAGUAGGUUACAGCGGCUUCUUUGACUGAAAGUCAGCAGUGUUGUUAAUAACUGUGUGUGUGUUCAUGUCCAGACUGUUCCACAGGUUGAACAUAUUCUAAUGCAGAUUUUGAAGCCCCUAUUGGGCGUGCUUUAUAUAAGAAAUGUUUAUAGACACAGAGGAUUUAAAGGGAUGAAAUAUAGUGCUGUGAAAAGUAUUUAUUGCUUUUUUUUGUUCACAUUUAAAGUUUUUUGGAUUAGAAAAACAAAUCAAAUCUUCAUUUUUAAAUGAUGAUUUCUGUUUAUCCAGACCAAACUGGCCCGGUGUGAAGAAAUAACGAGAACCAAGCGUUUGUGAGAACUGGUACUGGUCUCACAUCCCUGUGGAAGGGUUUUUCUUCCUCUUCACAGACUUGGUUUAAUUUGUUUGUGUUGAUUGUUCUCAGUCAUCUUUCUUGGAUAAAACGUCUGCAAGGAAAUCAUAAAAGUGCCGUUGUUUUCAGUUCGACCUUCAAGAACUGGUUUAACUCAGCCCCAUUGUAGGGUUUUCAGCAUUAACGGUCUGUUUAAGGUCAAAGGUCAGACAUUCUCCAAAGCAGCCCCAGACCACAGACAUCAUAUACGUAGACACGACAUGGACUGCCGCUGUGGCCAUGGACGUAGCAGUGAGCCGCCAUCUUGGAUGGGUUCCCAUUCGCCCCCACUAAAUUUACUUCUACUGAGGAAGGUAUUCACCCAACCAAACAGAUUUUAUGAUUUUUCCCAGACUCAGACAUGUUGUGUUGCAUGAUAAUAUUAAUAAUAAUCAAAUAAAAUAAGAUAUAAAAUUCCAACAAGUAGGCUAAGAUAGUCAAUAGUAAUCCCGCGUGAUCUGUUUUCAAUAGUACGUCGGUUGUUUCAACCGUAGGCUGUACAAAAAAUGGGUGUAGUUGUUCACUUUGGGUUGACUCCAGUUGGGUUAGGAGAGUGAGGAACCCAACCAAUAUGGCGGUGGUGCUGUUACACUCUCUAGCGCCCAUGUAUUCAUGUCUGUGCCCCAGACCAUCAUGCUACCACCACCAUGUUUGACUGCUGCUAUGGUAUCUUUGUUCUGAAAUGCAGAGUUAGUUUUACAACAUCUCAUCUCAUCAGCCCACAGAAUGUUUUCCAGAACCUCUUAGGGAUCAUCAAGAUGUGUUUUGGUAAAACGAACAAACAUGAAACGGACUUCAUUGUUCUAUUAGCAGACGUUUUGGGCAUGGAGCUUUGAUGACCUUUGACCUUAACCUGAACCAGUUGCUUUAGAUGUCCUUGUGGUUCUUUUGUUCUGAAUAACUUUGGGAGUGGUGUGUUGCUUUUUGAGAUAGUUUAGCUUAAGGUAGAGCUGAACUUAGACACCUCUCCCCCAGGACAGCGCAGUCUGAUUUCUGAUUUCGUUUGCUGAUCUCAAACCUUUAAGUGACCAAAAAGGUUGAAACAGAAAGAAACUGAUACUUUCACACAGCUCUGUCGGGUUUUUAGUUUUCAGCUUUGGUGGAAACAGCCAAACUGAUUUAUGGUAAGUAAGCGGCCAUAUCUUGUCUGAGGGGUUAAAAACUAUUUAGCAAGUUGACGGCGUGUUGUUGUGAAACUGUUUCUGCUUUUAUAAGAGAAGAGUCCUUUUGCACGCCCAUGUCAAAGACACACUUGUCACUUGCAUGUUUCCUGUUCUUUGUUACUCCGAGUACUGUAGCAGCAGAUCCCUUUCAGACCGGCCAAUAUUAAACUGUUUAUAAACAAGCUUUAAGAGCAGAAAUGUGCUUUUAUUUCUAUAUUUUAUAUUGUUUUGUAGAUAAAAAAAGAAAAUACUGUUUAUGUUGUUGGGUUCAUAUACUUACUUACUUGUUUGUUCCUGUUUGUGGCUCUAAACCUCGAUAAUAAACAAGUUGAUUCAGUAACAAACCACCUGCUUCAUUGUGGAAAUCCUCGUUCACGUCUUCAGUCGUGUUUUAAAACACACGGGAUCGGUCUCUGAUAAUGAUCUGAGUUAUUUCAUUUGUAGCUUGUUCACUUUUCCAGGUGUGUUUUUGUUUUUACCAAAGGUAUUUUCUGUUAACAGGGUUUAUGUGUUUGACUUGCCAGCAGGACAAUAAAUCCCUGAUUUCCUGUU
Molecule: messenger RNA, 7570 nt
Organism: Nothobranchius furzeri (turquoise killifish)
Lineage: Eukaryota; Metazoa; Chordata; Actinopteri; Cyprinodontiformes; Nothobranchiidae
Gene: rps6ka5
Product: ribosomal protein S6 kinase, polypeptide 5
Biological process (GO): regulation of DNA-templated transcription; peptidyl-serine phosphorylation; intracellular signal transduction
Molecular function (GO): protein serine/threonine kinase activity; ATP binding; magnesium ion binding
Source: RefSeq, a predicted model, not a curated record